CCCCUCUAGUAAUCAAAACAAUAAACGCAUCAACGUUAUCAUCGUCCUCCUCCUUCUCUCUCGUUCAUCUUCUUCCUUUGCAUCUGCACUCUGUGAUCUCAUUCAAACCUCAAAUCCAAUGCUUCUUCAUAGCUCCGUUCCCUUCACACCAAAUUCGAAGACCAAUGGAACCCACUUCCAUUUCAGCAACUUCUCUUCCUUUAAGCCUCCAAAAUGCUCCCUUUCCGCGGUUUCAGAAUCACCCCAUUUCGAAUUGAGCACUCACAGCAACAAGAAGUCCUUCCCCGCAGAGGUUUCUAGAACCAUCAUGGAGCUUGCCACUGUGGGAACCCUCUCUGCUUUGACCAAUGAGGGUCAUGAGGGUUCUUCUUCCCCUUUGGCCAUUGGCGUCAGGUUCGCUGUUGACCCUCGUGAAGGCACCCCUUUCUUCUUUUCCUUUCUCUCCUCAAACCCCUUCUUCCCUCCAUGUUCAGUUAGCUUAGUUAGAGGACAUGUUAGUUGGAGGAAUUUGUAUUGAAGAGAUUGAUUUGAACUUUGUGUUCAUCAGUUGAACCAAUCUGGGUUGUGCACUCCUCAGUGUACACUUCAAGGCACCCUCACCAUAGGCCUUAUAAAUUGGUACAAUACAUUCCACCAAAUGCUUGCAUAUGUUUUUCCUCAAGGCCUCAUCACAAAUUGUCCAACUAGAUUCCAUCUUGUACCUCUCAUCAAAAGCUACAUUGAAAGCAUGCAAUCUCUUUCCCAAAUCUUGGCUACUCAAUGAGGAUGAAAGUAAAUCUUUUUGAACAAUAAUUGAUAGAAGCUUUCCGCAGCUAUUCCUCAAAUAAAGUGCUGCAUAAUAGUCCUUGUAUUGUUCAAGUGCUCCUAACCAAGUAUCUCCUAUCAUAUCCCCAAGCAUGGUACCCCUCAAAUUGUAGAAAUGGCAAUGAUUAUUUAUGAUGAAAAUGUAGGACAAUGUGAUAUCCUCAUAGGCCUUUGACCAAGAAUCAAGAUUAACUGCAACUUCCUUGAUUGUGUCAUAUAUUUGUGUGAAAACAAUACCCUCUUCAUAUGUUUCAUUUCUCCAACUAAGAUGAAUUUCUAGGACCUUUUUCAAAUGUGGUAGAUAUGUAUCAUUAAGCAGCUGAUUGCAGUAAUCAGUUACAAAGCUUACCAGCCUAGGGACACCGCUAUCUCGGGGAGGAGAACCUGGCCUUUCAAGCUUCACUUGCGCCGGUCGAUGGAAUGAA
Messenger RNA from Arachis ipaensis, 1229 nucleotides. The record is from RefSeq and is a predicted model, not a curated record. NCBI's taxonomy places the organism in Eukaryota, Viridiplantae, Streptophyta, Magnoliopsida, Fabales, Fabaceae.